This is a messenger RNA of Parathielavia appendiculata, 687 nucleotides long. RefSeq lists its product as uncharacterized. Bases 91 to 558 code for a protein of 155 amino acids. Lineage: Eukaryota; Fungi; Ascomycota; Sordariomycetes; Sordariales; Chaetomiaceae. The record is from RefSeq and is a predicted model, not a curated record. The transcript has a single exon.
CAAUGCUGUCUUGGCCGGAUGCUGGAGCUAGGGAGGCAUGACAUGACGGAUCCCAAAGCCAGAGAGGGCUGAGCGGUGUCCCCAGGUUUCAUGCAUUACCGACCGGGAUUUCAGCCUUCGCCACGUGGAAGACGAAGAUCAAGCAGGGGUCGUAACCAGGAUGGUUGCCGGGGUCGAAUGCACCUUGGGAUUGAAUUGACUGCUUGGCAAAGCCCUGUGCCGCAGAGAUACAGUGGGGACUGUGGAAGAUAUCGAGAGCUGGCCAGCAUUUCUAAAAGGCACCUAUCAAGAAGCACCGAGUUGACUCAGAGGCCGGGGCAAAGAAUGGCCGACCGAGACUGGAGAACGCCAUUCAUUGCCUGCAUGUGCUCACCGAAUUUGGACUUGCGCCACCAACAAACGGACCCCGACUACCUCGGGGACGGCCGGCAUGAGAUCGUUGGCCAGCAGCAUCAUCACGCCUGGGAUACCACAUGGGCAUGUAUGUCAAGACUGCCCGCAUUAGCCGCCAACUUAUAUACAGCAACCCUGUCCUCGUCUUGCUUCGCCCUCCACUGAUAUCUCACCGGUCUGAUUGCGUUGACGAUCAGAGAUGCAGCUGAUAUGCAGUAAAAGGCGGUGAAGUGGCGACGUGUAAGAUUGCAGUCGCACGUCACCAAGACCUGGUUGACAGGAAGGCUCCCACCU